AUGGCUUUUUUGGCUGGUAUGCAUGAUGGAUCGGUUCGGAUGAAGAGUCACACUUCGCCCAGGUCAACUGCCACCUCAGCACUGCUUGCCGAAGGCUAUACUGAAGACGGACAACUGAGUCCAUUCGACAGCAUCAGGCGUCAGUCACAAUACUCACUUGCCUCAACAUUGGGUGCUCGAUUAUCGAUCGCAUCAGGUGCAAAUUUAGAUGAUAAUCAUGUCAUUGAUGAGAUGCUUCAUCGCAUCGGAAGCCACCGCGGUAGCGUUCGAGUUGAUCGCCCGAAUAUUCCACCUAGAAAACCUGAUAGUUGGCUUGGAAAGGUAUUUGUGGAUGUUUGUUUCUGUAACAACUACUUCAUAUUGCAACCGCAAUACUAA
This is a messenger RNA of Anisakis simplex (herring worm), 378 nucleotides long. The record is from the annotation of a GenBank genome assembly. NCBI's taxonomy places the organism in Eukaryota, Metazoa, Nematoda, Chromadorea, Rhabditida, Anisakidae.